AAUAUCUACAAACUCCCUAAUGUAACACCCUUAUAAACAAAUUUGGGAAGUGUUAUGCCCCAAAUUUUUCUCUUUCCAAAUCUCAAUUUCCCUCCUUCACAAUAUUCCCAAACCAAAUUCCGAUUGAAAAGUCACCGCCCUUCCCGGCAUUCCCCGCCCCAGCACUGGCCACCGUCGUGUGACGGAGAAAUGAGAAUUCUUCAACUCCGAUGGAAGAAUCCGGCGAAGAUAUCAUCAAAAACUCCACUUUCAUUCGGCCCUUUCAAUUCCACAACCCAAACCCGGUGGAAGAAACCAGCAAACACAGCCCAAACCAGACUGGAAAACCGGACCCGAGACCCGCAUCUCGAUAAACUCACAGCCCAAUACCGGAGACUUAAACUCAUCCUCAACCUCUACGACGUCGUAUCUGCUAAAAAACGCGGUCGUUUUGUCUCAGUUCAGUCACUUUCCAAGUGGGCGCCACAUGCCGGCAUUAACACCAUCACCGCCGGUGAUCUUCUCCGGAAAUACCCCCAUAUUUUUGAGGUAUUUACACACCCAGUUAAGCGUAAUUUAUGCUGCAAGUUUAGGGAGAAAUUUGUCAUUUUGCUUAAGCAAGAAGAAGAUUUCAUAUCACAAAAUGAACAUGAAAAUGUGACGAGAAUAGAGAAGAUUUUAAUGAUGUCUGUUAACGGUACUAUACAUUUGCAUGCACUUAGACUAAUGAGGACUGAAUUGAGUUUGCCUGAAAACUUCAGGGACUCAAUUGUAAUAAAGUAUGAUGAAGUUUUUAGGAUGGUGGAUUUGGAAACUGUUGAAUUAAUUGAUAGAAAUGGAGCAGAUGAGAGUUUUGGGGUGGCAAAGGUUGAAUCUUGGAGGCAAAAGGAGUAUACUGAGAAAUGGUUGAGUGAAUUUGAGGUCAAAUAUGCAUUUCCUAUUCAUUUCCCGACUGGGCUUAAGAUAGAACCAGGUUGCAGGGAGAAAUUGAAAAAUUGGCAAAGGCUUCCUUAUGUUAAGCCUUACGAAAGAGAACUUAGGUAUCACUUGAAUGGACAAACAACUGAACCCUUGGGACAAUCUUUAGGAUGUGAUGAGUUGAUAUCGAGGUCAAAGGGGGUUGGAAAGCGUAGUUUUAAAGGGGUUGAGCGGUAUGAGAAGCGAGCGGUGGCGAUUAUUCAUGAAAUUUUGAGCUUGACUGUUGAGAAGUUGGUGCCCGUCGAAAGGUUGGCACAUUUUAAGAAGGACCUUGGUAUCGAACUUAAUAUUCGUGAGCUGCUGUUGAAGCAUCCUGGGAUAUUUUAUAUAUCCACUAAAGGGAAUACUGAGAUUGUUUUUCUUAGGGAGGCAUAUAGUAAAGGGUGUUUGAUUGAGCCGAACCCAAUUUAUGAUUUGAGAAGAAAGAUGUUGGAGCUUCUCUUGUUGGGAAACCGUAAUACGAGAGAGUUGAGAACGGAAAGGGAACUGAAGGAUGAAAUUAGAGACAUGACAGAUGAUGAAAAUGGAUGGGAAAGCAGAGAGGGCGACUUUGUUAUUCCAAUUCUAGAGAGCUUCUCUGAUCAUGACAAUGAUGACAAUUUGAAGUAGAAUGGUUACUUAUAUGAGGCAGAGCUGAUUAUCUGAGAUGGAAAUCAGUCAAGAGAAUCUUGGUGUCAUAAGCUAGAAUUUUCUGCAAACUGACAAUUUAUGAACCAUUUGGUGUUGGUUUUAGCAAAUUGGUGUACAGUCGUAUCUGUGCUUCUCUACUGUAAUUGUUGUUCCGCUCUACAAAAGCCUCAUUAUGACUUGCCAGGAACCUUUGUUAUUUCAGUUGGUGAUUGUGCUGAAAAAUUAUGGAUUCUCCCUUCUCUUCAGUUAGGGAUAAUUGGAGACCCUUUUAAAUCGAGUAUCUCCAAAGGGGGUUGAAAAUGCAAGAGGAUUCAAGUGUAAAAAAGACUUAGAGGAGCCUACAAUUGCCGAAGAGGAGCAACAACGUCAGAAAUGACGAGGAAAUGUUCUGUGGGGGUUGUGCAGGCAGGAUGAAGAGAACUUUACAAAGUCAGGUAGAGAAAGUUUCUGCUGCAGCUCACUUUUGACUUUUUGGCAAGCAUACGUGUUUUGAUGAUCAAUUGAACAAAGGGCAAUACUUAUUCUGAUUUCAUGUAGAGGUACCUGCUAUUACUAUUGGUACUAUGUGCUUUACGGAGAAUGAAGACCAGCUAAAGAAGAACAGCUCAAUACUUUCUUUUAAAAUAGUUCCUAUGUUAUGGACAUUCAAGCACUUGUCCAUCAUUUGAGAUUCUGCUAAAGGCUUGAAUUUUUACUUUUUAAUUUUUUAACAAAAGGUGUUUGAUUUAUUGCCAUAAUAGCGAAAGGAAAAAUGACAUCAGGCACCCGUGCUACGCACGAGCACCCUCAUCUAGUUUAUCAAUAUAACCAGGACUACUCCAGUACUCAAAUGCACCUUUGUGCCCGUUGAUAUUUGAACCAGAAAUGAAAGGUUGAAGUUUUGGCCCUGCUAAGGCUCGUUGACAUAUGGUAUCUUCAGUACAGCAAGAGUGAUCCAUGGUGAGGAAUCCAUUGUGAGGAAUCCAUUGUGAGGAACUGAUCGGCGAUAUGUUGGAUGACUAUGUAAUGCUUUAAAAUAUCCGGGGUAGGGUUAAGGUUGCGUACUUUUUACCCUCUCCAGACUUCACUCCAGGGGAAUUAGUGGGUUUGUUGUUGUAAUUUUACUCAAGGGAAAGGGAGUGAUUUGAGAACAUAUAUGAUUUUCCACAAAAUCUGUCCUCUUUCCUUUCA
This is a messenger RNA of Nicotiana attenuata, 2757 nucleotides long. Its product is annotated as protein ROOT PRIMORDIUM DEFECTIVE 1. The record is from RefSeq and is a predicted model, not a curated record. Gene Ontology annotation, molecular function: RNA binding. The transcript is spliced from 6 exons. NCBI's taxonomy places the organism in Eukaryota, Viridiplantae, Streptophyta, Magnoliopsida, Solanales, Solanaceae. Bases 55 to 1566 code for a protein of 503 amino acids.